Messenger RNA from Phytophthora sojae, 549 nucleotides. RefSeq lists its product as hypothetical. NCBI's taxonomy places the organism in Eukaryota, Oomycota, Peronosporomycetes, Peronosporales, Peronosporaceae. The record is from RefSeq and is a predicted model, not a curated record. The annotation marks the transcript as partial. The transcript has a single exon.
AUGACUCAUGUGUGUCGCAGCUAUUGUGAGUACUGUGUGCAGAGCUACCAGCACCGUGAACAGGUUCCUCGCUGUACCGGUAAGGCUGGCCACGAAGGAACGUGCGACUGCGGAAAGGGAGACCACACUUGCGGGUUUGUAUGCAGUCUCGCGGAUGCUUCGAACUGCGAAAUUGUUUGCGUGCAGAUGGCGGGGCAUGACGGAAAUCAUCGCUGCUCCGUCAAGCAGCACAUUUGCGGUAUUUUGUGCAGUGCGCCAAAUUGUGAAGGGGUGUGCGUGUUGAACGGAGAGCGGCUUCACACUGUGCACAAGUGUGUGGAGACGCAGUGCGCCUAUGCGUGCGAGAUGGGAAGCUGUGAGGAGCGUUGCGAUUCCGCAAACCAUUUUCAUGGAAAUCCUGGAUUAAGUGCAACACUUGCCCAAGAACAAGGAGGCUUGCUUGGGUAUUACACGGGCAGCAGUGAAAAUGCGCGGCAUAUGUGUGCUUCAAGCCACGUAUGCAGUAAAGUUUGUGAGGCGAAUGGCAUAUGCAGCAAAAGCGUCCGAGUC